Molecule: messenger RNA, 879 nt
Organism: Amoebophrya sp. A120
Lineage: Eukaryota; Dinophyceae; Syndiniales; Amoebophryaceae
Source: the annotation of a GenBank genome assembly
AUGCUGGCACUCCAAGAGACCUACACUAACACAGUUUUUUCCCUGGAUACUUCUACUUUUUCAUCUAAGCCUGAAGCAGACUAUAGCAGUGCCCCGGAUGAAGAUGAACAUAAUUCUAACAUCGCACUCCAGAUUUCCGAAACCGCGGUAUUGUUCCAGAAAUUUCUCUUCGACUUUGUCCCUAAACUGUUUGAAAAGAUCGAGACGAUUGUGGAACUCGAGAUUUUGUUGUUGUUCGCCCUGGGUUGGAAGAUUCUGCGGCGACGGCUGAACAUGACAGAAAUUCGUUUUCUGCUCGGGAUCGGCGUGAUUAGUUAUCCUGUGCAAAAGUAUCGUACUCGUAGUAAUUGCAUUUAUGCACUACAAAUCUGCUUCUAAAGGUAAAUCAGCAUUGCAAACAAAUGCAAUUUAUAAUAUACUAGUACGAUGCUUUUGCAUUUCAUAUUGGUUUCUACCUGGCGAUUUUUGAGCUGACGUGCCAAACCACGAGCACCCUAUCCACUGCAAAAGUAUCUGAUACCCGUAAGUAUAAAUGCAAGUCUUGCAUUACAAAUCUCGUUCCCAAGGCAAAUCAGCAUGACAAAUUGCAUUUCUCAUGCUGAGCAAAAAUGUAAUGCAAUCCAUACUAGAGCGACACUUUUCCUUUUGCAGUUCAUACACCUGCUCGGGCUACAAGCUGUCGCGGGACAUUCUGCACAGCCUCGCUUUUUUGGUGAUCAUCGUGGCGGUAAACUUCAACCUGCACUCGCUGGGGAUUCUAUCAAAUGCAAAAAUGUCUGGGUCUGGAAAGCUGUGAUGCUGAGUUGUGCAUGAUUGAAGCGCGUUCAAAGGCAGCCAAGCAUGACAAGUUCUUCAGACGCCUGCUGAUGCCUAGCACGC